GAACAAUGCAUUUUGCUCUUGAAUUAGUGAACAACACAGCUAUAUGGUCCAUUACAGUGAAAGAAAAACUUGUAUGCUUGUUCCAACUUCGAGAGCUGGAGAUGGUAGCAAAAAAACUAAGCUAGAAAUCAGUUGAGGUCACUUCUGCCCCUCCUAAUGUCCCUUCAUUUUUAUGUCCCAUUUGAUUCCUAGAAGGCUCCAAAUAUAGUUUUGAAACAUGAAGCAAAAGGUAGUGAUUGAUAUCCCACUCAUUACUGAUGGGGGCAGAUCAAAGGCAAUGCAGAUUGCUGUAGCUAUUAAAGGGGUUACAUCGGUGAAUAUAGACAAGGAAAAAAGCCAUUUGGUGGUGACAGGAGAAGGGUUUGAUUCCUUUCAUUUGAUGAAGUGCCUAAAGAAGAGAUUCAAGUGCUCUAACAUUGUGAGCAUUGAAGAAGUGAAACCUCCCAAUAAAGAUGAAGAAAAAAAGAAAAAGGAAGCAGAAGCAAAGAAGAAGAAGGAAGAAGAAGCAAAGAAGAAGAAGGAAGAAGAAGCAAAGUGCAAACCAUGUUGCCCACCAAACCCUCCUUGUGUACAGUACUAUCCAUGUGUGCAACCUGUUUAUGAUAAUUAUAACCCAAGUUGCACUAUUGUGUGAUGCAAAACUUGUGGAAUUCCGAGCAAAUUCUUGAUUCCUCGAAUAUAAUGGAAUUUCACCGUAUGUUGAAUUUUGCAAUCUACCUUCUCUUAUUAAGAGUUAUCCUAUAAAAAGGCCUCGUCAUUCCACGUUUA
Lycium ferocissimum is the source of this 768-nucleotide messenger RNA. RefSeq names its product heavy metal-associated isoprenylated plant protein 47-like. NCBI's taxonomy places the organism in Eukaryota, Viridiplantae, Streptophyta, Magnoliopsida, Solanales, Solanaceae. The transcript has 4 exons. The coding region runs from base 218 to 634 and encodes 138 amino acids. The record is from RefSeq and is a predicted model, not a curated record.